Molecule: messenger RNA, 1098 nt
Organism: Ceratina calcarata
Lineage: Eukaryota; Metazoa; Arthropoda; Insecta; Hymenoptera; Apidae
Exons: 4
Coding region: 29-871 (280 amino acids)
Source: RefSeq, a predicted model, not a curated record
UGCUCCAGGGGCUCAGUACCGUUCAAAGAUGCAGCCAGCUGAGAUGAUGCGUGGUACCAGGGCCGUCUACAAUCUUGUGUUACUGAUAUCAAUCUCAGUCGCUUAUGUCCAUUCGUACCCGCUUCAAAUAUUACCUAGCAUCCCGGGAUACAUUCCGGUUUACAUAAGAUAUGGUGAUCAGCCUCUGGAGGAAAUAAAUCCUGCGUUAGCCGAAGCGUUUCACGAAGGAGGCUCUUCUAAGAGCCUCAACUUAGAUAAAAUUCCUAAUGCUCCUGGCAUCAGUCCUGAAGAAGACGAAGCGAGCAAAUAUAAUGUUUACGCUAUAGACGUUAGACAGGCGAACAAUCGUUUCGUUGACAAAGGAGAGGAUAAAAAAUCGACUGCGAAGGCUGCAGGAAUAAAAGCAGCGGAGCCACCUGCGAGCAGCAACAAAGGAAGACGUCGACAAAAACUCAGGCGAAAGAAACCGAGCCCUGUAGUUAAAGUCAGUCCAUUAACUGAAGAGAAAAAGGAAGAACUCGAAAACUAUCAUAUCGAAGCUACUGAAGACAUAAAAAGUCUAAACGAGAUGCUCGAAUCGAAGAAAGAAUCACAGUUGAGUAAAUCGCGCCACGAGAGCGAAGAAAGUGAUAAUGAGGAAAAUUCUGAGCCGACCAAAGUCGAUCAAAUUAUCUUUGAAGACUCUGAUUUUCAUUUAGGAACAAACAGUAAGAGCUCCUCAGUAUCUCUAGACGAAGAAGUGCCUACGAAGCAACAAGCGCCAUUGGACUUUUUAUCUAACGUUCAUAAAAUCACUCCUUCACCGGAAAUAUCAAUGGAAUUAGGAAAGGAACGUACAGAGAAAGAGCCAUUAAAAGAAAAAUCUAAUUAAAGGGAAUAACAUUCAUAGUGAGAAUUAUUUAUAUUGAUAUCAGUAGUCUAGAAUUUUGUGAUACAACUUAAGAUGAAUUUAAGAUUUUUAUGUUAAGUAUUCAAAAUUGAAUAACAUUGUAUAUUGCAUUAUCGUUCUACAAAAAUUACAGCAUACAUGAAACUUGUUACGCUUGAGUAAAAUAUAUCGAGGACAGGAUAUGAAAUAAAAUGGAACUGUAAACUGUU